CUGCCGCACACGUGCUGCGACACCGGCGCGGACCGGGCUUGCGGCCGGGUCCCGGGAGGCGCAGGGGGUCGGGCGGGCUCUGCCUCGAGCGGUGCCGCGCGGGGUGCGCGCGCUGCGCGGGGAGGCAUCCCGUGCAGGCCGGGUGACGCGCUCCGCAGCUGCAGCAGUAGUGGGCACCCCGGUGCCCGGCCGAAGGGUUUGGAUGGUGGUGGCAUGCGGCCUCCUGCCACCCAGCUGCAGCGGGAGACAGGUCUUCCCUAGCGAAAUGCAGCCUCACCCGGUUCGACCACCGAAGAAGUUAUUUUCCUCUCGGAACCAGUAGCAGUGUUGGCGUUGUUUCUGCGACUCCUGGGAUGGCUUUGGCCUUUGAAAGAACCUUGGCCUAAUACACCAACCUCCUCAGUGUGAUGAGGAAUGAAACUGUCCUGUUAGAUGUAAAUCAAUUCUGUGUUUGGAGAAGAUACAGAAUAGUUUGAGCAAUGGGUAAUUUUGAUCUUGUGUGUUAAGGAGUCCUCCAUUUUUUUUUUUCUAGUUAGCAUUAAGUCCAUGUCUCAGCGAGUUGGUUUUUUUUUUUUUGUCUAAAGGUAGAGGAAGGCUUCAACACAAACAUUUCAAGUUGUCCUGUAGAGAACGUUGGCCACUUGACUCUCUGAGACUUACCUCUGGGAUUCUGGUCAAGUAAAAUCCGAACCCAGUAGUCCAGAUGUUGCACCGAAGUGUGGCUGGCCCACAUUAUCAGCCUUACCUGGGAGCUUGGGCUGUGAGAAUCUCUGGUCCUACUUGAGGCCUGUUGAAUCAGAAUCUGAAUUGUAACAAGACUUUAGGGAUAUGUGGUGCACACCCUACACUCUAGAGAACUGCCUUCCACAGAACCCAGGGACACCAUGAAGUCCAAUCCUGCCAUCCAAGCUGCCAUUGACCUCACGGCAGGGGCCGCAGGGGGCACAGCAUGUGUCCUGACUGGGCAGCCCUUCGACACGAUGAAGGUGAAGAUGCAGACUUUCCCAGACCUCUACCGGGGCCUCACCGACUGCUGCCUGAAGACCUACUCCCAGGUGGGCUUCCGUGGCUUCUACAAGGGCACCAGCCCCGCACUGAUUGCUAAUAUUGCAGAGAACUCGGUGCUCUUCAUGUGUUACGGCUUCUGCCAGCAGGUGGUCCGCAAAGUGGUUGGAUUGGACAAUCAGGCAAAACUGAGUGACCUCCAGAACGCAACUGCUGGCUCCUUCGCCUCCGCCUUCGCCGCGCUGGUCCUCUGCCCCACAGAGCUUGUGAAGUGUCGGCUCCAGACCAUGUAUGAAAUGGAAUCUUCGGGAAAGAUAGCUGCAAGCCAAAACACAGUGUGGUCAGUCGUGAAAGAAAUCUUUAGGACCGACGGCCCCUUGGGCUUCUACCACGGACUCUCAAGCACUUUACUUCGAGAAGUACCAGGCUACUUCCUAUUCUUCGGUGGCUAUGAACUGAGCAGAUCCUUUUUCGCAUCAGGGAAAUCAAAAGAUGAACUAGGUCCCGUCCCACUGAUGCUAAGUGGUGGAUUUGGUGGAAUUUGCCUGUGGCUGGCUGUGUAUCCGGUGGAUUGUAUCAAAUCUAGAAUCCAAGUUCUUUCUAUGAGUGGCAAACAGACAGGACUAGUCAGAACUUUUCUGAGUAUCGUGAAGAAUGAAGGAAUAACGGCCUUGUAUUCUGGACUGAAACCUACUAUGAUUCGAGCCUUCCCUGCCAAUGCGGCACUGUUUUUGGCCUAUGAAUACAGCAGGAAGUUGAUGAUGAGCCAAUUUGAAGCCUACUGAAGUGUCCUGGAUUCAAGGCAGCCUUUAGUUUAGUGACUGUCGUUAACUCAGGGUUUCACGGAGUACAAGAACAAUGUGGGAUUAUUUGAUUAGUUGGGACGUUUGUCCUUGUCUUCCCUGCUUCUACUCAGAGUCUUAGACUUGGUGGAAGGCCCUCUGUUCUACACAGUAUCAUUUCUGCCCAUUGUUGCACCAAAAGAGAAAAGUCGCUGCCUUGCCCUUGGUGGAAUGUACGGGCAGCUAGCUGGUGGCCUUACGUGGACUGCCUUCCUCUCAGGACAGAACUUCUGCGGAAGCCAGGGUUACACAUGCAAUUUUGAUGGCCCUAAGUUGAGGAAAACACAAUUUUGUUCUAUGUCUAGUUGUAAAUGGUGACCAAUGUCUUUGCACAUGGUUGUAAAUGACUGCUUAACCCAUCCUAGACGUAGGGCCAAAGGCUGCAGAGCCUGUGCACUAAGAGGUUUUUAACUUUUUGUGGUACAUUAAAGCUAAAACAUCUACCUAUAUUUUUAGAUAAACUUAUACGCGUACCUGUGUGGCUUCUACAUUCUUGAAGAAAUUUCAGGAUGGAUAUCCUGGAUUUUUUUUUUCCAUGCUGCUCAACAGUGCCAUUCGUUUUCUAGGUGGGCUUAUUAUUUUGCACUCUGGGUUUGGUAGGAGUGGCCUGGAGUGUUAGUGCUCUGAAGGGCAGCGGAGUACCCACCAGCUUCCCUUCUAACUCAAAGAGCUUCCUCCCCUUGUGCUAGACUCAUGAUCGACAAGGGGCUGCCCUGCCAUGCUCUCAUGAAAACUGACAGCGGCUCUUACCUGGUCUCAGCAGGAACCCAGGGUGCUCUUCUGGUCCUGGAUAUGGAACCACUCUGAACCCAGUGUCUCUCUGCCUCCACCAAUCAGAGACCCUUAAGGAAGCAGAGACGAAGUCUGGGCUCCCUGCUUUCAUCAUGGGGUCCUAGUCCCAGGGAAGUCUGAAGGAGCUCACUAAUUAGGCACCACAGCAUAAGUAUAUCAGGGCUCACCCUCCUGAAGUUCACCCUGGGGCCCAUAACUCCUUGAUUUGCCUCUACAUUUGGAGCUGGCAGUCUGUGAAUUUUAAUGACUGUAGAUGGUGUGUAAAUUUGGAAAGCAUCGUGACACAGUAAGAACAUUUUUAUUAAACUAGGGAAUAUGUAGCAGCCAACAUCUCAUAGUCUGCAGUACGUCCAAGACCAGUGGGGCUGACGGUAGGCUUUGUUCCUACUCUGCCUACAAAGCUGAAGGAAGUCGGCUGACCUUAUUCAUGCCCUCUUGCCACAGUGCCAGCAGCACAAGGUCGGGAAAGCAUAGUGCUCCCCAAAAGGGAGGGGUGCCACUCAGCAUCCCUGGGCUGGCACUUUAGGAGAGAACCGUCUGUCGGUCUGCUUUAGUUCCCUCUCUUGUAUGGCCAGUGGCUACUGAGUGGUGCUUCAUCUCAACAGCUCUGGAUACAAGCACCGGAGGAUUGAUACGGCAAGAGGACUGGCCCAAGCCGUCAUCUCCCUUUCUGGUGCCUGAGGUCUAGUUCAUAUUGUCCCUGUUGGCCGUGUGGCUUCUCACAGUCUGCCCAUUGAAGAUUUGUGGCCUUCUAGAGAAAUAGUAAGAAACAAGGGAAGUGAAAAAUGGAGACCUAAGGAGAAUUUUUUAUUUUUCUGUUGGUUUAAUGUGUGGGUACAAUUGAACUUGAGACAAAACCAGAACUUGAGAUAUUUUGUUUAAAGAAAUGAGUACUCUAUCAUUAUUAAAUAAACCUAAUGUGAGUCUAUGAUGAGUUUCAUUUAGAUACAUUAUAUUUAUAUCAAGGACCAAUGGGAAUAUUAAAGAUUUAUGGAUAAUAAACUUCUAGGUGUUGUUUGCAUUGGAACAAGUAUUCUUUUGUCAGCAAGAUUUCCUGAUGUAAAAUAAUUUUACUGUAGGCAGGUUGACAAAAACAAUGUUGCUUGUGUACUCUGCAGCCAUGAAACACCCCAUUAGAUCGCUCCCUCCCUCUGUGUGUGUGGUGGUUUGAAUGAGAAGGGCCCCCAUAGGGCUCAUAUUUGAAUGCUUGGUCACCAGGGAGUGGAACUGUUUGGAGGAUUAGGAGGAUUAGGAGGUGUGGCCUUUUUGGAGGAAGUGUGUCACUGGGAUGGUCUUUGAGGUUUCAAAAGCCCAUUCCUGGCCCAGUGUCUCUCUCUGCUGCCUGUGAAUCAGGAUGUAAAGCUCUCAGCUCAAGUCAUGUCUGCCAUGCUCCCUGCCAUGAUGAUAACGGACUCACCCUCCGCAACUGUAAGCCAGCCCCUAAUUAAAUGCUUUCUUUAUGAGUUGCUGUAGUCAUGGUGUCUCACCACAGUAAAAGAACAGUGACUAAGACA
Peromyscus californicus insignis is the source of this 4153-nucleotide messenger RNA. RefSeq names its product solute carrier family 25 member 15 (gene Slc25a15). Lineage: Eukaryota; Metazoa; Chordata; Mammalia; Rodentia; Cricetidae. Gene Ontology annotation, molecular function: L-ornithine transmembrane transporter activity. The transcript is spliced from 8 exons. Gene Ontology annotation, biological process: mitochondrial L-ornithine transmembrane transport. Bases 885 to 1790 code for a protein of 301 amino acids. The record is from RefSeq and is a predicted model, not a curated record.